Messenger RNA from Pseudozyma hubeiensis SY62, 852 nucleotides. RefSeq names its product alpha/beta hydrolase. The transcript has a single exon. Lineage: Eukaryota; Fungi; Basidiomycota; Ustilaginomycetes; Ustilaginales; Ustilaginaceae. Gene Ontology annotation, biological process: formaldehyde catabolic process. Gene Ontology annotation, cellular component: cytosol. Gene Ontology annotation, molecular function: S-formylglutathione hydrolase activity. The record is from RefSeq and is a predicted model, not a curated record. The coding region runs from base 1 to 852 and encodes 283 amino acids.
AUGUCGCUCACCCAGAAAUCCGCCAACAAGGUCUGCAACGGCACGCUGACCAAGUACACCUUCACCUCUUCCUCGCUCGGAUCGCUCGAAACGUCCAUCAACGUCUUCCUCCCUUCAUCGGCCACUUCGACUUCUCCCAAGCCCGUGCUCUACUUCCUUUCCGGGCUGACCUGUACGGAAGACAAUGCAGCUCAGAAGGGUGGAUUCUUCUCCGCUGCGGAAGCCGAAGGUAUUGCACUUGUUUUCCCCGACACUUCUCCUCGAGGAGCUGGGAUCGAAGGUGAAGACGAAUCGUACGAUUUCGGUACCGGAGCUGGAUUCUACCUGAACGCUACAAAGUCUCCCUGGGAUAAGCACUACAAGAUGUACGAGUUCAUCACCUCCGAACUCCCCUCCAAGCUUUCCGAUCUUCCGAUCGAUACCAAGAAGGCUUCCAUCUUCGGUCACUCUAUGGGUGGUCACGGAGCUCUCACUCUAUACCUCAAGAACCGUGAUCUGUAUCGUUCAGCUUCCGCAUUCUCACCCAUCUGCAAUCCGACCGCUUGUCCUUGGGGCGAAAAAGCCUUCAACGGUUAUCUCAAAGGUGGUGUGGAAGAAGGUAAACAGUACGAUGCUACGUUGUUGCUGAAGGAAGCGAAAGACGGUGUGAAGAUUCUGGUGGAUUCCGGAACAGCGGAUGACUUUUACAAACAGGGUCAGUUGCUUCCGGAGAACUUUGAAAAGGUCGCAAAGGACAAGGGCUUCAAGGACGUGCAGGUCAGGUUGCAGGAUGGAUAUGAUCAUUCGUACUACUUCAUCAGCACUUUUGCUGGCGAACACGUCAAGUUCCAUGCAAAGUUCUUGAAGCAGUAA